Messenger RNA from Eublepharis macularius, 894 nucleotides. RefSeq names its product proline-rich protein HaeIII subfamily 1-like. The coding region runs from base 1 to 894 and encodes 297 amino acids. The record is from RefSeq and is a predicted model, not a curated record. The transcript is spliced from 2 exons. NCBI's taxonomy places the organism in Eukaryota, Metazoa, Chordata, Lepidosauria, Squamata, Eublepharidae.
AUGGCGCGAGGGUCCCUCCCGCUGCUCCGCCGCGAAGGGCCGCGCACCGCAAGGCAGGACAAGGCAGGACAGGACAGGCGGAGCAGAGCCGCCCCGCGCCCGCCCCCGCCGCCGGUUCCGCUUCCCGCCCUGGCGCCUCCCCGGCAGCGGCAGGGGCGGGCCGGGCAGGCGCGGAGGGCGCCGGGCAGCACGGCCCGGCCCAGCUCAGCCCCGCGGCGAGCAGGCGGGCUGGCGCGGGGCGCAGAAGCCGCGAGAGCCCCCCGCGGGGCCCGGCCCUGUCGCGCCCCGGAGGAGGAGGCGGAGGAGGAGGGAGGCAGCCCGAGCGGCGCCCUUCGCCCCUCCGGAGCCGCCUUCGGGGAGCCCGUCGGCGGGGGCGCCUCGACGCUGCCCCCCCUCGGGCGCCUCUUGUGCCCCGCGGGGCCCCCUUCGCGCCCCCCCCAGCUGACCCCGCGGAGGCGACGCCUGGCCUGGAGGCCCCGGGCGGCCGCGGGCCCGGCUGCGGGGGGGGGGGGAGCGCAGGCAGGGCCACCCACCCGCCGGGCUCUUUUCCGGACGGGCUGCCGCUGCGGGGCCAGGCUGGGCGGGAGCCCCUCGGGGCCCGCAAAGGCGGCGGGAGCGCCCCCGACUCCUUGUUCCCUCCGCCUCCCAGACGGCGUUCCAGGGAAAAACUAUGCUGGAACACAAGGGCAGGAGGGGCCGUACAAUGCACCUGUUUCCCACACUGCACAGCCAUGCCCAGGCAUUCCUCGGGGCCAGGCUCCCUUGUCCACCAAGAGCACCAGCAGCGGUGGGAGCCAGCAAGGGGGCAGCUGGACAGAUGCUGAAGAGGAGCUCCUGUAUGCUCUGGGGGUCGAGCACGCCAGCAUCGCCCUCACCAUGGCCAGGGGUGCCUAG